Messenger RNA from Amphiprion ocellaris (clown anemonefish), 2216 nucleotides. RefSeq names its product cytochrome P450 3A30-like. NCBI's taxonomy places the organism in Eukaryota, Metazoa, Chordata, Actinopteri, Pomacentridae. The transcript has 14 exons. Gene Ontology annotation, molecular function: steroid hydroxylase activity; heme binding; iron ion binding. The coding region runs from base 80 to 1600 and encodes 506 amino acids. The record is from RefSeq and is a predicted model, not a curated record.
AACCACACCUUCUGGCUGGAGGUCAGUGCAAACCGUGCAAACCCGAGAUCAGCGCAGCUUGGAAGAACAAGAGGCAGUCAUGGGUUUUCUUCCUGUCUUUUCUUUUGAAACAUGGAUUCUACUAAUUACGCUGAUCUACAUAUUUAUAAUGUAUGGCCAAUGGACUUUUGGAGUAUUUGAGAAGUUGGGGGUCCCAGGUCCCAAGCCUAUAAUGUACAUGGGGACAACCACCAAGCAGAAUCCUGUUUACUACAUAGGGGACUGUGAAAAUGCUCAAAAGUAUGGGAGAAUAUGGGGUGUGUAUGAGUUCAGGAAACCUAUGCUGGUUGUGGCAGAUCCUGACAUGCUGAGAACCAUCUUGGUGAAGGAGUGCUUCACCUAUUUUACCAACCGGAGGAACUUCCGUAUGAACGGGGAUCUCUAUGACUCAAUGAGUCUUGCUGAAGACGAUCAGUGGAGACGGAUUCGUAACAUCCUCACUCCCGCCUUCACCUCUGGCCGUAUAAAAGAGAUGUAUAGGAUCAUGAAACAUCACUCCCACAAGCUGACUGACAGCCUGCAGUCCAAGGCCCAAAAUGUAGAAGUCCUUACUGUAAAAGACAUAUUUGGAGCCUACAGUAUGGAUGUGAUGGCGAGCUGUGCAUUUGGCGUAGACAUGGAUUCAAACACCAACCCUUCAAAUCCUCUCAUCACUCAUGCCUCAAAGCUGUUCAAAUUCCCCAUUUUUCUUUUCUUCCUCCAAGGAUUUUUUCCCUUUCUGCUUCCUCUCUAUGAGCUGCUGGGUGUCUCAAUUUUCCCCAAGUCCUCUACUGAUUUCUUUAAGAAGCUCGUGGAAAAGAUCAGAGCAGAACGCAAUGGCAGCUCAGGGCAGAAGUCAGAAGAUGUCCUUCAGUAUAUGAUCGACAGUCAGGCAACCAGUGAACGGACUAAAGAAAAACAUAAGGAGGGUCUAACUGAUCAUGAGAUCAUUUCCCAAGCGACAAUGUUUAUGUUUGCUGGAUACGAGACAAGUGCCUCCACACUCACUUUCUUAGCCUACAAUCUGGCAAGAAAUCCAGAAGUCAUGAAACAUCUGCAAAAGGAGAUAGACUCUACUUUCCCGAAUAAGGGUCUGGUCCAGUAUGAAGCUCUGAUGCAGAUGGAGUACCUCGACAGUGUGGUCAACGAGAGUCUGAGGGUAUACCCUCCAGUUGCACGUACAGAACGAGUCACUAAAGAAACUGUCAAGAUCAAUGGAAUCACAAUCCCAAAGGACAUGGCUGUGCUGAUUCCCAUCUAUGCUUUGCAUCGUGACCCUGAGCUGUGGCCAGAGCCAGAGGAAUUCAACCCUGACAGAUUCAGUAAAAAGAACAAGCAGAACAUUAACCCAUAUGCUUACCUGCCAUUCGGCACGGGGCCAAGGAACUGCUUGGGGAUGCGAUUUGCUCUGGUGAUGGUUAAACUGGCUUUGGUGGAAGUUUUGCAGAACUACAGCUUCUCAGUCUGUGAAGAGACAGAGAUCCCUUUGCAGAUGAAUCCCGAAGGCCUGACUGCACCCAUUCAACCCAUCAAACUAAAGCUGGUGAUGCGUUGCACCGAACUAGAAAGUGUGGACAACUAGAAGGUGUUCACAGAUGCAUCGAUCAAGGCUAAGAUGAAUUUCUGAAUUUCUUAUAUUAGCAACUGAAAUGCUGCUAAUAAGCUAACUGCUAUACGUUUAUAGUUUUUAUUCGAAACCUGCAAUCUGAUUCCAGUUAAAAUAGAGAGAACAUGGACAGCAUGACUGGACUUCAUGCAAUUGUGUCAAUUGCACCAUGACUACAAGGAUUUUGAAUUCUUCGAAUAUGAAAACAUGAAUCACUAUUAGGUAAUGAUCCAAAUAUGUUAUCUACCAAAUUCUGUGAAAAACUGAAGACACUGAAAGAACAAAGUUUUCCAAAAUGAUCUAAAUACUGAUAAACAUAAGAUGUCCGGAAGACACAUAUAAAUUGUUUUGUAUGAUCAACUUGGUAGUUAAAAUGAUUAUAUGUAUUUACAGUAAACUACAGCACAAUGUACUGCUGAGUGGCACUUUCGAAUUAUAUUGAAACAAAGCAUAUGAUAUCUGUAUGUUUAAGAAAUGAACAAAAAGUAAAUCCGACAGGUAUUUGAAGCUGAAGACCACCCCUUGGGUGAUUGAUUAGAUGCUGAUUUGAAUUAAAAACUGUCUAUAUAAAAGGAAAGUCUCCAGAAGGCAA